CCCUGUUCAGCCGGCCAGUUUCUCUCUCUCUCCUUGUCUGUCUGUCUGCCUGUUUUUUUUCUCUCUCCCGGACCAGGUCUCCUCCACCAUGCUGGUAAAAGCACUCCUUCAGACCUCGCUGGUCCUAUGGCUGGCACAGCACACUCUACAAGGAGGAGUGAAACCUCAAAGUGGCGGUAUGGGGAGAAUGCUACCCAGGGGGGCUGGUGCUCUUGGGAUACAGGGAGGCCGUGGAGGCUACGGAGCCAAUGGAGCCAAGCCCGCUAAGACCGGAGGAGCUGGGGGUGGUCGUUAUCCAGGGGGGGCUCAGCAGCUUGGAGGAGGGGGAUACAGAGGCCCAGGGGGGGCCGGGGGUAGAGGAGGAUAUGGUAAUGGAGGCCAGGGAGGCUAUGGUGCUGGUCUGGGAGCAGGAAUGGGCCAAGGAAUGGGGAUGGGAGCCGGACUGGGCUCACAGGGUGGGAAACCAGGUGGAGGAUAUGGUGGUAAUGGCUAUGGCACACAGCCAGGUUACGGGGCUGGAGCUGGAGCCAGAGGCUAUCCACGACCAGGUGCUGGAGCUGGGUAUCCCAACGGGCAGGGAUCUAAGGCGCCAAAACCGGCUUAUGGUGCAGGAGCUGGAGUGCCCAAUGGACAGGGUGCUAAACCCAAUGGGUAUGGUGCAGGAGCUGGAGGAGUUCCCACUGGACACGGUGCUAAACCAUCCAAACUGGGUGCCUCUGCGGGAGGUUUGGGAGAUGCUGGAAAGGGUAAUAAGGGCGAAGGUCUAGUGGCACAGGAUUUAACAGGAGCAAAAAGCCAAGGACCUGCUGCAGUGCUAGAUGUGAAGGGGCCCAAAAGCCCUUGUCCUGUUCUUCAAGCACAGGGAGCCAAAGGCUAUGGACCUGCAGCUCCACUGGGAAAGGAGGCCAAGAGUUCUGGUCCCGUAGCUCAGCAGCCACAGGGGGCCAAAGGUUUUGGACCGGCAGCCCCAAAUGACAAAGGGAUCAAAAGUUCUGGUUCUGUGGCAUCCCAUACACAGGGGACUAAAAGCCUAGGACCUCAGAUACCCAUUAGGAAAGAGGCCAAAAGUCUUGGUCCUGCUGCAGUGGCAGAUGGGAAGGGGGGUAAAGGUCAAGGCCUGGUAGCUCAGCAGCCACAGGGUUCCAAAGGUGUUGGUUCUGUGGUCCCAGAGUCACAGGGGGCUAAAAGCCUACGACCUCAGGUGCCUGUUGGGAAAGAGGGCAAAAGUCUUGGUCCUGUAGCACAGGGAGGCAAAAACUAUGGACCUACGAUACCAGAUGGACAGGGAGCCAAACAUUUCGGCCCUGUUGCACUAGAACGACAGGCAUCUAAAGGCUAUGUCCCUGCUGGACAAGGUGCAAAAGGCCCUUCUGCUGGGGUACCAGACUGGACAGGGUCCAAAGGUCUUGGCCCUAUAGGAGGACAGUCUACUAAAAGUGUGGGUUCUCUGGCUCCUGAAACAAAAAGUCUUGGUCCCCCGGUACUGGACAGAAAGUCUAUCCAAUCUGCAAACAAGGGAUAUGGUGCAGGAGCUGGAGUGCCCAAUGGACAGGGUGCUAAACCCAAUGGAUAUGGUCCAGGAGCUGGAGUUCCCAAAGGUCAGGGAGCCAAAGGCAAUGGAUAUGGUCCAGGAGCUGGAGUUCCCAGUGAUCAGGGAGCCAAAGGCAAUGGAUAUGGUCCAGGAGCUGGAGCUCCCAACGGUGCUAAAAGCAAUGGAUAUGGUCCAGGAGCUGGAGUUCCCAAUGAUCAGGGAGCCAAAGGCUAUGGAUAUGGUCCAGGAGCUGGAGCACCCAACGGUGCUAAACCCAAUGGAUAUGGUCCAGGAGCUGGCAUUCCCAAUGGUCAGGGAGCUAAACCCAAUGGAUAUGGUCCAGGAGCUGGAGUUCCAAAUGGUCAGGGAGCCAAAGGCAAUGGAUAUGGCCCAGGAGUUGGAGCACCCAACGGUGGUAAAAGCAAUGGAUAUGGUCCAGGAGCUGGAGUUCCCAGUGGUCAGGGUGCUAAACCCAAUGGAUAUGGUCCAGGAGCUGGAGCACCCAACGGUGCUAAACCCAGUGGUGCUAAACCCAAUGGAUAUGGUCCAGGAGCUGGCAUUCCCAAUGGUCAGGGAGCUAAACCCAAUGGAUAUGGUCCAGGAGCUGGAGUUCCAAAUGGUCAGGGAGCCAAAGGCAAUGGAUAUGGCCCAGGAGUUGGAGCACCCAAUGGUGGUAAAAGCAAUGGAUAUGGUCCAGGAGCUGGAGUUCCCAGUGGUCAGGGUGCUAAACCCAAUGGAUAUGGUCCAGGAGCUGGAGCACCCAACGGGGCUAAAAGCAAUGGAUAUGGUCCAGGAGCUGGAGUUCCCAACGGUGCUAAAGGCAAUGGAUAUGGUCCAGGAGCUGGAGUUCCCAGUGAUCAGGGAGCCAAAGGCAAUGGAUAUGGUCCAGGAGCUGGAGCUCCCAACGGUGCUAAAAGCAAUGGAUAUGGUCCAGGAGCUGGAGUUCCCAGUGAUCAGGGAGCCAAAGGCAAUGGAUAUGGUCCAGGAGCUGAAGUUCUCAAUGGUGGUGCUAAAAGCAAUGGAUAUGGUCCAGGAGCUGGAGCACUCAACAGUGGUAAAAGCAAUGGAUAUGGCCCAGGAGUUCAGGAACCCAGUGGUGCCAAAAGCAAUGGAUAUGGUCCAGGAGCUGGAGUUCUCAAUGGUGGUAAAAGCAAUGGAUAUGGUCCAGGCGCUGGAGUUCCCAGUGAUCAGGGAGCCAAAGGCUAUGGAUAUGGUCCAGGAGUGGGAGAGCCCAAUGGACAGGGUGCUAAAGCAACCAAAACUGGCUACGGUGCUGGAGCAGGCAGCUAUCCUGGGGCAGGGAACAAUGGCUAUGGAGCAGGUCUUGGACAAGGAGGAUACCCCCAGAAUGGAGCAGGCAAAGCUCCAGGCGGUGCCAGUCUGGGACAGGGAGGAUACCCUCAGGGAGGAGCAGGAGGAUACCCUCAGGGAGGAGCAGGAGGAUACCCACAGGGUGGAGCAGGGGGAUACCCACAGGGUGGAGCAGGGGGAUACCCACAGGGAGGACCAGGAGGAUACCCCCAGGGAGGAGCAGGAGGAUACCCACAGGGUGGAGCAGGGGGAUACCCACAGGGAGGACCAGGAGGAUACCCACAGGGAGGAGCAGGGGGAUACCCACAGGGAGGACCAGGAGGAUACCCCCAGGGAGGAGCAGGAGGAUACCCCCAGGGAGGAGCAGGAGGAUACCCCCAGGGAGGAGCAGGAGGAUACCCACAGGGAGGAGCAGGAGGAUACCCCCAGGGAGGAGCAGGAGGAUACCCCCAGGGUGGAGCAGGAGGAUACCCCCAGGGAGGAGCAGGAGGAUACCCCCAGGGUGGAGUAGGAAAACCAGGCAAAGCUGGUGGUGGUGCUAAUCUGGGACAGGGAGGAUACCCCCAGGGUGGAGCAGGAAAAUCAGCGGGUUAUGGUGAUCAAAUGGGAGGAGCAUACCCCGGGGCUGGAGCGGGCAACGGCUAUGGGAAUGGUGGAGGCCCAGCUGGGGGGGCCAAUGCAGUGCCUGCAGGCUAUGGCAAUGGCUACGGUGCUGGUGCUGGAGGCAAUGGUUAUGGAGCCGGGAUUGGGUACCCAACAGUGUUAGCGGAUGGUGCUGCUGGGCUGGGAGGCAAGGCAGGCAAGGGAGCAGGAGGUCUUGGCGCAGGAGGAUAUCCACAGGGACAGGAGCAAUAUGGGGGUGCUGGCUCUGGUCCUGGUGGUGCUCUGCCCUAUGGGGGCCAGCCUGUGGUCCCCGCUGGGCUGGGGCCUGAUGGUGGGAAGUCGGACGGGUACGGCCCGGGUCCCUACAGGGUUGCUCAGCCUAUGGGGCUGGGGCCUGAUACUGGCCUGGGGGGUGGAGUCGGUCAGCUUCCUUACAAUGGAGCCCCAGUCAAUACUGCUGGACUAGAUGGUGAUGGAGGCUACCCUUAUGGCGCUCAGCAACUGGGCCUUGGUGGUGGUGAUGGAGGCAAAUCCUUUAGCAAAUAUGGCAACGGUGGGUUGCCACUGGGUGCACAGCCUUAUGGACCUGAGACUGGUGGUGUUGGUGGUGGGAAACCACCUUGCAAAAAUGGAAAUGGAGGGGGCUAUGGAGCGCAGCCAGCAGGCUAUGGUCAAGGACAGCUGGGUGCAGGUCAGAGUGCCCCCUACAGUAACGGAGCAGGAGGGAAGGAAAGCAAAUAUGGUGGUGGUGGACUAAAUGGAUUCUUUGGAAAUGGAGGAUACAAAGGUUAAGUUAAUCAGCUGAGGCCUUCUUGAAGUGAAUAUUUGUUCCAUUCCAUCAUGUGUUCAUUGUGAUGUUUGUUGUUUGGUCUGUUGUUACUUUUAUCCAUUCCAUUUUUAUUCUGUAUUUGUCAGUUUUUUCUUCAUGGUCCCUGUCUUUUGUAUUGUUGUGUGUGACUGUCCCCUCUCUUCCUCUAUGCCCCCUGCCUGUUUUUGGAGAUUGUGUUGCCAGUGUGUUUGUGUUCAUAUCCAUUUCACACUAAAGGUCAGAAAGCAACCGUAUAAUGUCUGUCUGUCUCCUCAUUCUUUUAACCUUGGUAAAAGUAUGGUAAAUGUACUGUACAUGUAAUGUGAGGGUUGAGUUUUAAGAAUGAAGCUCUAUGAGUUGAAAUCAACACCAAAUAAAAUAAAAUUCAAAGACAUGUUCCCAAAACCUGA
Molecule: messenger RNA, 4663 nt
Organism: Coregonus clupeaformis (lake whitefish)
Lineage: Eukaryota; Metazoa; Chordata; Actinopteri; Salmoniformes; Salmonidae
Product: spidroin-1
Exons: 55
Coding region: 89-4237 (1382 amino acids)
Source: RefSeq, a predicted model, not a curated record